AUGUCUGGAAGGCCAGCGCAAGUUGGAAUUGAACGAUUACCAGCACGACGUAUGAGCAACGAACCACGAGAAUCGAUGAAUUGUAAAUCUUGUAGAAAGAGGAAGAUAAAGUGCAAUCGGUUGCGACCGACUUGCGAAGCUUGUCAAGUCUUCCAAUGCCCUUGUAUUUAUGAUGCUGUCCCCAAGAAGCGUGGACCUAAGACGGAUGUAUUGGAAGCUUUAUUAAAAAGAGUCGAUGGAUUGGAACGAAAAUUGAGAGAUGAGAAAAAAUCCAAUUCUCCAAACAAUGAUGGGAGUGCUUCUGGUUCUGGUUCUGGUGGGGGUGAAGUGGAAAGUCCUAAUGAAAAUACAAAACCAAAACGACCUCAUCUGGAGACAACCAUUUCAAAUAUUGCAGAUGAAUCCGCUGUAUAUUCUCCGACACCCAUAAGCGAACCCUCUCCAUCAGUCCAACAAGAUGUCCUUUUGGAUACUUACUUUGUUCGAUGCCAUGGGAAAUCUUAUCAUAUACUUGACGAAACUUCUAUUAGACAACGAAUCCAGUCAAAUCAAAUCCCAACAUAUCUACUUUAUGCAAUCUACGCUGUUAGCGCAAGAUAUACUUCCCAUCCAAAUGGUUAUUUUGCCGCCGUGAGAUUAAGUGAAGAUUACGCUCAUCGAGCAAGGACGGAAGUAGACAUCGACGAACCGUCUAUCGAUAAUUUACAAGCUCUAUUACUUCUUGGCAUUUCUUAUACAGCAUCUGGAAGGGGGAAAAAGGCAUACAUGAUGCUUGCGAACGCCAUUGGAAUGGCUGUUGCGCUAGAACUCCAUCGCGAACAGGAUCAGAACCUACGAAUUAGUCCUGUCGAGAGAGAAUUACGAAGAAGAUUAUUUUGGACAUGUUAUUUGAUAGACAGAUUCACAGCAUGCGGAUCAAAACGACCAUCAUUAAUUGCCGAUAAAUCUAUUGUGUUACGAUUACCAUCUUGGUCACCCAAUCCAGCCGCUCUUCCCGUCGAAGGAGAGUUCUUCCAAAGUGGUUCAAAUCUUCAUUUCGGUAAUGGCAAGAAGAGCCAAGGAAGCACUGGAAUGCUCAUAGAUAUUGUGAGAAUAUUAGGAAUUACUAACCGCUAUCUCGCAGCUGGCGGUGUGAAAGGCGACUCUCAUUUUCCAUGGCACUCAUUAUCGAACCUGUCGAAAAUUCGCCAAGACUUAGAUAUCUGGGCAGGCGGUACACAGGAUGUCUUUACAUCUGUUGAUACACUUUUUGGGCAACCAGAUAGUACAACUCUAGUCCUCAGCAAACUUAUCUAUCAUCUCAUACAUUGCCUCAUAUAUCGACCUUUUCUUCCCAUCGAUCUUGCUGAGCUAGCUGGAACCGGUCAACAUCAAUCUUGGCAAAUUGAAGCCACAAAUCUUUGUUUUCUUCAUGCAAACGCGAUCGCCGAAUUGGUAGAGCUCGGAAAACAAUCUGCAUCGAUAGAGUGGCCCGCAUUUGUGGGAUAUUGUAUUUGCACCGCUGGUACUGUCCAUGUUCAUGGGGCACAUUACAAAGGCGGCCGUGAAGGUGAAGUCUUCUCCGCUUCUGCCGAUUUUCUUUCCAGGGAGAUGCAACAGCUUUCUGAACUUCGAUAUGCAUGGUCCUCAGUUCAGCAUCAACGAGAAACUCUACAGACUAUCUAUGGAUGUCAUUCCGAUCUAGUGAAAAGUCUUGGAAGUAACCCGAUGCGCUUUAGUCCAGUCUUUCACCUGGAAGACUUUUUCGAUAGGUAUAGUGAUUUGGGCCAAUACUUUGAUGGUGCUCAUAUCAGUUUUGCGGAUGUGGUGACACCCAAUCCUGAAGCAUACCAAGGUCAUGACCUUUAUGCCCCGACACAAUCAAAUAGGAAUGGUUCUAUGAAUGGGGGAACUGGCUCGAAUGGCUCGAAUGAAUCAACUACCAUUACUUCCAAACGCAAAUCUUCAUCAUCUGCACGAAAACGUGCUCUUACCAAUAGUCUAAAAGAAAGACCUUUAAUGUCACCGAAUGGAAGAUCGGUUGAACAAUUGCCACUACCACAAAAUGGUUUACUCGGUCAUGAUCCGGCAUCUUAUUCCAAUCAAGGAAGUUCAAUGACUACACUUCCACAAAUACCCUUUUCCCCACCUAGUCAGAAUCAAUCGCAACCGUAUACUUUUUCACCAUCGCUCUCUCUGAAUCACGGGCAAGAAUCAGAUUUUGAUCCGAUGUUUGGUAUGUCACAUCUUGGUAAUGGUGGGAAUUUUUCAUUUGCAGGAAUGGGUGGAACAAGUGGUGGCAUGAUGGGAGAAGAAGGCAUGACACCAGGAGGAAGGUCAAAUAAUGGGAGUACUGGAACGAGUGGAGAGGAGAAAGAUCCUUUCCUAAGCUUGUUGGAACAACUUGCAGAAAAUGAACAACAAAGAGGUGGACCAAGCGAACUGGACUUUUUCUUGGGUGGUGGACAGGGUUGA
Molecule: messenger RNA, 2454 nt
Organism: Botrytis byssoidea
Lineage: Eukaryota; Fungi; Ascomycota; Leotiomycetes; Helotiales; Sclerotiniaceae
Exons: 7
Coding region: 1-2454 (817 amino acids)
Biological process (GO): regulation of DNA-templated transcription; DNA-templated transcription
Cellular component (GO): nucleus
Molecular function (GO): DNA-binding transcription factor activity, RNA polymerase II-specific; DNA binding; zinc ion binding
Source: RefSeq, a predicted model, not a curated record